AUGGCUACUGAGUGCUCUCAAGAUGCACUUACGGACUUUCUGAAGGAGAACGGCGACAGAGUGAAAAACACGGAUUUAAUUGAGCAUUUUAAGGCCGUUUUCCCAGAGGAGCCGAGGAAGAAGGCGGCUGUCCGACAGAGAUUUAAAAACUACGUUGAUAACAUCGCUUACGUUAAAACGGAGAGUGGAGUUAAAUAUGUCUGCCUCAAGAAGAAGUUUCGCGGUUCGGGGAAGAAAAAAGAAGAAGCGAAAGGAACAGAGCCGAAACAUUUACACAUUUUACAUGAUGAGAAAAUGGCUCAUCGUUACUCCCUCGGGUCAGACAGCGGUCAGGUUGGUGCAGAUAGCGUUCAGGUUGGUGCAGGCAGCGCAGAGGAGGAGCCAUCCCCGCCGUGUGAAGUGCUGCAUCACACUCCACCUGGCUCAGGUUACGGAAGUGACAGCCAGGUGAGAGUUCCGCAUGGUUUCACCCCUGUAACCACUUUCCCGGACAAAAAAGACGACAGGAGUAAAUGUCAUGAGUUUGUUUGCAUAGUGGAGCCAGUGGACAGCAGCUCAGGUGAGAUGGGGAACAGAGAAAGCAGACACAGAGAGAAAAGAGACAGUAAGAAGGAGAGAGGAGGAAACGCUCCAGACAUACCUGAGAUUGCAGUGAUUGAAGCUUCGCCACUCCCUGCUGAGGGAUCUAUGUUCACUCUGCCUGGGCCUGCAAAAACUGGUAUAACAGGACAAGUACAUGCAUCUAAUGCUGGACUCAAUCCUAUAGACAUACAAGCUGAAACUGAGUCUAAGUCACAACAGGAUCAGAAGGAACCAGACCAGGUUCUGAUGGUGACCAGGCGACGGAACUCCAGAGGAUCCCAGCGCAGGUUUGUCUCAGGUGACACAGAGGAUGAUGGACAGCUGGAUGCAUACAGCCUGUCAAGUAGCGAUGGGGACAACACCCCAAAAGACAGUCGUAAACACUUCAUCCAGGUCAUGAUGAACAGUUCCCCCCAGUUGAGGCGCAGCUUGGUGUUGCGCAACUCCAUCCACCUGUCCUCCAGGAGCGACAGCGACUCAGCCUCCCUGGUGUCGUGCAACCUUGAUGACGAGAGGACCUCUGUGGCUCUGGACCCCCUGGAGCAUGAGUGGAUGAUGUGUGCUUCAGAUGGGGAGUGGGGCAACUUGUUCCGCCUCCUCACCACAGAGCCCAGCCUGGUCCUGAGGAAGGAUUUCGUGACCGGUUUCACCUGCCUGCACUGGGCCGCCAAGCACGGCAGACCUGAGCUCAUCGCCCUCAUUAUUAACUUUGCAAAGCAGCACAACAUUCCCAUCAGCGUGGAUGUCCGCUCCAACACGGGCUACACACCGCUGCACAUCGCCGCCAUGCACAACCACAUGGAGGUGGUGAAGCUGCUGGUGGGUGCCUACAGUGCAGACGUGGAAAUCAGAGACUACAGCGGGAAGAAGGCCUGCCAGUACCUCACUGAUAAUGUGAGUGUGGACUUACGAGAUAUUAUAGGAGCGAAUGAGCAUUCUGACGCAGAGGACUCAGACCGCAGGGACGGAGGCCGCUGGAGGUUCUCCAAGGUCCUCUGGCCCCUCAACCCCGACGAGGGUGACUCUGUGGAUGGGGAGGCUGAACCCAAAGAGAAGCUCCUCAGGAGGAAGUCCUCUUUCAGCAGGAUGAAGCCCAAACUGCAGAAGCUCCGCAUGAGGACGUCACAGAUCGUCCACAGCACGUCAUUCCGCCGCGAGUCAGAGGAGCCGGAAGGUUUUACAAGAGGUUCCUUCAAGUCCAGACCCAAGACACAUUUCUUUGGGUGAGACU
Molecule: messenger RNA, 1813 nt
Organism: Scomber japonicus (chub mackerel)
Lineage: Eukaryota; Metazoa; Chordata; Actinopteri; Scombriformes; Scombridae
Product: ankyrin repeat domain-containing protein SOWAHC-like
Exons: 1
Coding region: 1-1809 (602 amino acids)
Molecular function (GO): protein binding
Source: RefSeq, a predicted model, not a curated record